Molecule: messenger RNA, 201 nt
Organism: Triticum turgidum subsp. durum (durum wheat)
Lineage: Eukaryota; Viridiplantae; Streptophyta; Magnoliopsida; Poales; Poaceae
Source: the annotation of a GenBank genome assembly
AUGCUGCAGCUGAUGAUGGCGCUGGCCUUCUCGGCGGCGCCGCUGACGCUCUACGUGCCGCCCGUGCGCAGCCUCAGCCUCUUCGUGGAGGCCAUGGAGACGGUGUGCCGCGAGUGCGCGCCCUACUCCCAGGGCGCCGUCUCCCGCUUCCGCCUCGGCCUCUCCCGCAUCUUCGCCGGCCUCGCGCGCGCCCUGCGCUAA